AUGUCCAUACUCAUCACCGGAGCCAGCGGCUACGUUGGGCAAGAACUCGCCGCAGCCCUCCUCACCACCCUCCCUUCAUCGACAGUAACACUCACAGACGUUGUUCUCCCCACGGUCCCCAAGAGCGCAGCCCAACAUGCCUCCCGCACACAAUGCAUCGAAGCAGACCUGACGAACCCAAGCGUAGUCGACAGCCUCAUCACCUCCACCAACCGCUAUGACACCAUCUACCUCCUCCACGGCAUCAUGUCCAGUGGAUCUGAAGCGAACUUCGAACUAGGCAUGCGCGUCAACCUCGACGCAACCCGCUACAUCCUCGACCGCCUCCGCACCGUCACACCCGGCGUCAAAGUCGUCUUUACCUCCAGUCUAGCAGUAUACGGCCUCGCACCACCAGGCUAUAUCAUUAACGAGAGCAACUUCCCCGCCGUGCCGUCCUCGUCGUACGGAUCUCAGAAACUCAUCAUCGAGACGCUGCUGAAUGAUUACUCCCGUCGCGGGUUCCUGGAUGGUCGUGCCGUCCGUCUCCCCACUGUUACUGUGAGGGCGGGUAAGCCGACACAGGCGGCGAGUAGCUUCGCGAGUGAUAUUAUUCGGGAGCCGUUUAAUGGCCGGCCUGCGGUGUUGCCGGUUGCUAAGGAGACGGAGAUGUGGAUUUGUUCGCCGGCGACGGUGGUGAGGAAUUUGGUUAAGGCGAGGGAGAUCCCGGCGGAGAAGUUUGGAGAUUCGAGAUCAGUCAACUUGCCUGGGUUGAAGGUUAGUAUUGCGGAGAUGCUGGAUGCGUUGGAGAGUAUUGGGGGGAAGGAGAGGAGAGGGUUGGUGGAGGAGAGGUAUGAUGCGGAUAUUGAUCGGAUUGUGCAGACGUGGACGCCCAAUUUUGAUACCAAGAGGGCGUUGGAGUUGGGGUUUGUGGGGGACGUAUCAAUGAGGGAGAAUGUGGAGAUGUAUGCGAAGAGUUUGGGGAGUGAGUAG
Aspergillus tubingensis is the source of this 972-nucleotide messenger RNA. Its product is annotated as SDR family oxidoreductase. The record is from RefSeq and is a predicted model, not a curated record. Bases 1 to 972 code for a protein of 323 amino acids. NCBI's taxonomy places the organism in Eukaryota, Fungi, Ascomycota, Eurotiomycetes, Eurotiales, Aspergillaceae. The transcript has a single exon.